Messenger RNA from Adineta ricciae, 1752 nucleotides. Lineage: Eukaryota; Metazoa; Rotifera; Eurotatoria; Adinetida; Adinetidae. The record is from the annotation of a GenBank genome assembly.
AUGCAUGUGAUUCUACUGUUAAUUAUUUGUUUGACAUCAGUCAAUGCCGAUUGUUCUUCCGAAUCUGAUAAAAGCAAAUUCGUACGAGAGAAAAUGAAAACAUGGGGCAUCUAUAAUCAAAUUUAUUCAGUGACAAGUCGAACAGCAACGUAUCGAUUUGGAAUAUGCUCGUUGCCUAAUAAUUCAAUUAGUAAUGCAGCUAUUUUACAAGAAGAAAACAACGAAUCACACAUUCUCGGUCAAUUAGAUCAGUCGGACCUGACCGGAACAGAUAAAUGGAUGCUUUUAACGUAUGAAAAUGGCACUCGAUAUGUGAAUACGUGUGGUAAUAAAACACGUUCAGCUGCAAUUAUUUUCAUUUGUGGGCAAAAACUGGGUGAUAUUACAGUUGUUGAAGAGAAUUGCAAUUAUGUGUUUGAAUUUCAACUUCCUGGAUUAUGUUCAACGGUGCCGCAAGCUACAAAGAAACUAAGCGGUAGUGUAAUAUUUUUCAUCAUUCUUCUGUGCUUGGCUAGCGCAUAUCUUAUUGGUGGUUUCUUCUACAUGCGUGUUAAACACGGCGCUCGGGGCAUUGAUCAAAUACCGAACUUAGAUUUCUGGCAGCGGAUUGGCAAUUUCAUUGGUGAAAAAUGUGAUCAUUGUCGGUGCUUCGCAACGAUCAUGGACGUACAAGCAAUACGAUACCAACGUGGCUCACUAUUAAUUUUGGAUCAAUUAAGAUUACCUGAUGAAACUGUUUAUGUUCCCAUCAAUACAAUUGACGAUGCAUGGAAAGCGAUUCAUACCAUGGCCAUACGAGGUGCAUCGGCGAUAGCUGUCUGUGGAGUGUUAAGUGUUGCGGUUGAAUUGUACCAUUCGCGAACAAAAUUCGAUUCGAUUCCAUCUAUUUUACAAUUCGUCACCGAUCAACUGAAUUAUUUGAUCACGGCACGACCGACGGCAUUUAACAUGACAGAAGCUGCAAAAAUGAUCAUCGAUUACUUAAUUCCGUUGAGUAACAAACAACAAAAUUUAACUUUGUAUAUAAAUGAAUUACUCGACUUUAUGGAACAACUUCUUCAACGCGAUCUCGAUCAUAAUCGAUCUAUCGGUCAGUUAGGUGCCGAAAUGAUCCAUCAGCAAAUAACUACGAAGAAGAAAUUGACCAUUUUAACACAUGCAAACACCGGCUCAUUAGCAACAGUUGGUUUUGGUACAGCACUUGGUAUUAUUCGACAAUUGAAUACAAACAAUCUCUUACAAUUAGUUUAUUUUACUGAAACUCGACCAUGUAAUCAAGGUUCGCGAUUAACUGCCUAUGAAUUAGUUCAUGAUCGCAUUCCGCAUACAAUGAUUUGUGACUCAAUGGCUGGACUUCUCAUGCGAACUCAACCGGUUCAUGCGGUACUCGUUGGUGCUGAACGAAUAACAGCCAAUGGAGAUAUCGCAAACAUCAUCGGAACAUAUCAAUUAGCGAUACUUGCUAAACAGCAUGAUAUUCCAUUCUAUGUUGCAGCAGCAACAACGUCGAUCGACUUAACGACACGAACUGGAAGUCAAAUCAUUAUCGAACAACGUCCAUCGAGUGAAAUGACAAGUCUCAAAGGAAUGAAUAUAGCUGCAGAAGGCGUCCAAGUAUGGAAUCCAGCUUUUGAUAUAACACCUGCUCAAUUAAUAAGCAGUAUUAUUACCGAACAUGGUGUAUUCAAACCUGAUGAACUUGAAGAAAAACUUCUCACUUUACAACGAACAGUCAAAAGUCCAAUAUCGUGA